AUUCAAUUACCCACCACUAUGGCGCCCCGUAACAAACGCACUCGCGACGACCAAGAGGAGGCUCCGCGUAAGCGACCCGAAAUUGUUUCUGUAGAACUUGGAGGAGCAUCAGACGACGAUGUGGACGACGUUGACUUCGAUUCUUCUGACGAAGGGUCAGACGGAGAAGGGGCUGUCUCUUUGGCAACUAUGGGGAGAAAGGAGCUACUCUUGAGAGCCGAAGCUGCUGAAGAGGAAGACGCCGAGGAGGAGGGUAGCGAUAUAGAAGAGCAGGAGGAGGAGAACGAGGACGAGGACGAGGAGGAUAUAGAUCAAGGGGAAACACAGGAGGGUGUCCAAAAGAACAGUAAACCCGCAUUCAGGAAGAAUAAGCAACGGGUGUUACUACUAUCGUCUCGAGGGAUAACGGAAAGAUACCGGCACCUCCUGAAGGAUCUUGGUACUCUUAUGCCACACUCAAAGAAAGAGUCAAAACUGGACUCCAAGCAUCAACUCAACGUACUGAACGAGCUUGCCGAACUGAGCAAUUGCAAUAACUGCCUCUACUUUGAGAUCCGCAAGCACACGGAUUUGUAUAUGUGGAUGUCGAAGACUCCAAACGGACCUAGUGUUAAGUUUCAUGUGCAAAAUGUACACACUAUGGACGAACUGCGGAUGACAGGAAAUUGUCUCAAAGGAUCGCGACCAAUCUUGUCUUUUGAUAAGAACUUCGAUGACCAACCACAUUACCAACUUCUGAAAGAGAUGUUCACUCAGACAUUCGGGAGCCCGCGGACAUCGCGGAAGUUGAAGCCGUUUAUCGACCAUGUGCUAAGCUUUUCAAUCGCUGAUGACAAGAUAUGGUUCCGAAAUUAUCAGAUCGUUGAAAAGGCGGCUGAAAGAACGAAAGAGAAGGAAAUAUCCUUGAUUGAAAUAGGGCCACGGUUCGUCUUAAGCGUCAUGAGGGUGUUUGAUGGGAGCUUUGGAGGAUCUACUCUAUUUGAGAAUCGGGAAUUUGUGAGUCCUAACGAGAUUAGAAGGACCAGGAAGCAUGAAUUGUCACAGGAGUAUAGGAGACGGGUGGAGGCUGGUAAAAAGAAGGAGGAGAAGCAGCGGAAUAGUAAACUUCCGGAGGACCCAUUGGCCGAUGUAUUCAAAUAGCUUUGUUAGUGUGCAGGUGGUAGAAAAUGUCUCUAAGGACAAAUUCUCCCUCCAACCCACUACAGCCGGUUCUAAUUUACAAUUAGCCAGCCUGUCC
This is a messenger RNA of Spizellomyces punctatus DAOM BR117, 1237 nucleotides long. RefSeq names its product ribosome biogenesis protein BRX1. Gene Ontology annotation, cellular component: nucleolus. The transcript has 6 exons. Gene Ontology annotation, molecular function: rRNA binding. Gene Ontology annotation, biological process: ribosomal large subunit assembly; rRNA processing. The record is from RefSeq and is a predicted model, not a curated record. NCBI's taxonomy places the organism in Eukaryota, Fungi, Chytridiomycota, Chytridiomycetes, Spizellomycetales, Spizellomycetaceae. The coding region runs from base 19 to 1140 and encodes 373 amino acids.